Messenger RNA from Cicer arietinum (chickpea), 2021 nucleotides. The record is from RefSeq and is a predicted model, not a curated record. NCBI's taxonomy places the organism in Eukaryota, Viridiplantae, Streptophyta, Magnoliopsida, Fabales, Fabaceae.
GUGCACUUCAAAUAUUGUGUACCUCUUUCAACCUCUCUUCUUCCCCACCCCUUUAUCUUUUAGCUACUAAGGUUUAAACCCUAGCCGAUAUCACUUUUUUUCACCCUUUUAAAUCUUCUUUUAUUUCCAAAACGUACCUCCUCUUCCUCAAAAAGAAUAGUCACAUUUUUACUUCAUAUACUUUGGCUCAAUGAACUCAAACAACUGGCUUUCCUUUCCACUUUCUCCAACUCAUCAUUCUUCAAUACCACCUCAUCUUCAAACAACUCAUGAAUCUCAUCACUUUUCACUUGGAACAUUAGUCAAUGACACCAUGGAAAACCCUUUCCAAAAUCAUGAUUGGAAUCUGAUUAACAGUGAUAGCUGCAACGAAGUUCCAAAGGUUGCAGAUUUUCUUGGUGUGAGCAAGACAGAAAAUGAUGAGUCAGAUCUUGCAGCCUAUAAUGAAAUGAAUAACUCAAAUGAUAAUUCAGAGAAUUACCUAUUCAUGCCGGUACAAAACUCAAUGAUAGCAACUUGUUCAAGCAAUUAUGAAUAUCAAGAAAAUGGUAACAAUAAUCUUCAGUCAUUGACAUUGUCAAUGGGAAGUGGUAAGGAUUCAACAUGUGAAACCAGUGGUAGUGGUGGUCGUGAUAAUAAUACUAAUAACACCGUUGAAGCAGUUGCACCUAGAAGAGCUUUGGAUACCUUUGGACAAAGAACUUCAAUAUAUCGUGGUGUAACAAGACAUAGAUGGACUGGAAGGUAUGAAGCUCAUCUUUGGGAUAAUACUUGUAGAAGGGAAGGACAAUCAAGAAAAGGUCGGCAAGUCUAUUUAGGUGGGUAUGACAAAGAAGAGAAAGCAGCAAGGGCCUACGAUUUAGCAGCACUAAAAUAUUGGGGGACAUCUACCACUACAAAUUUUCCCAUCAGUAACUAUGAGAAGGAAAUUGAAGAUAUGAAGCACAUGACAAGACAAGAAUUUGUUGCCGCCAUAAGAAGAAAGAGCAGUGGAUUUUCAAGGGGUGCUUCAAUGUAUCGUGGAGUCACAAGGCAUCACCAACAUGGGAGAUGGCAAGCAAGAAUUGGCAGAGUUGCAGGAAACAAAGAUCUCUAUUUAGGAACUUUUGGGACUGAGGAAGAGGCUGCAGAAGCUUAUGACAUAGCUGCAAUAAAGUUCAGAGGUUUAAACGCAGUGACAAAUUUUGAUAUGACUCGUUAUGACGUGAAAUCAAUUCUUGAAAGUAACACUCUUCCAAUAGGAGGAGGUGCUGCAAAACGGUUAAAAGAAGCUCAAGCUUUAGAAUCUUCUAGAAAAAGGGAUCAAGAUAUUUUAGCACUUGCUUCCUCUUCAACCUCAACUAGGAUGCAAUUACAAGGUUACCCUUUAAUGCACCACACGCAAUUUCAACACUCACAGCCAUUUUUAACACUACAGAACCAAGAUUUAUCUCAUUCUCAUUAUAACCACGAGUUUCAUCAGAGUUAUAUACAAACUCAGCUUCAGUUAAACCAACAGCACCAAAGGGGAUUUUAUAAUUAUAAUGGUAAUUACAUUCAGAAUCAACCGGGUUUGAUGAACAUGAUGGAGAAUAGUAAUGGUGGUGGAGGGUAUUUGGGGAAUAAUAAUAAUAGUAAUAGUAAUGAGAAUGAGCUUGGAAUGUUGGGAUUGAAUUGUUCGAGUAAUAACAAUGUUGUAGGAACAGGGGAGGAGGUUGAUUAUGACAUGGCUUCCGGAGGUUAUGGAGGUUGGUCGGCGCCGGAUUCAAAUGCCGGUGGCGGUGUUUUUACAACGUGGAAUGAUUUGACUAAUUAACUUGUCUUCAACACAGGGGAAUCGAGCUAACCACUGUGGUGCAACAAUAGUUGCCAUACAAUUUAAUUUCUUGUUUUCUUUAAUAUAAUUUCUGUUAUAUUUAUCAAAAGUGAAUUUAAAAAGAAAAGGAAUUAGGAGUUGACUGCUUUUAUUUUCUAUAGAAUGUUGUCUACUAAUCAUAAGGAUCUAUUUGUGUACUUAGCUCAUUCUUGAUUAUUAUUAUUAU